UUUGUUGAAGAUUUAUAUAUCGGGAUUUAUCUCAUGGCAGACUCAUAUAAUGAUCACCAAGCUAAUAGAGACUUGGUUAGAAGGCUGAUCAGAAAUAAGGAUCAAGAAGACUGUCGGUAUAAGGGUGAUGACCGUUAUCCUGAGGACGAUGAUGAUGAUUAUGAUGACUCCAGAGAAAGAUAUGGUUAUCGGAGAGGUCAUGGAUCACAGGACAAUUAUCCAAGAGAUGACCUUGAUGGCAGAGAUUUUAACGAGUUACGAGACGCGAGGGAUGCGAAUAAUUCGAGAUUAAGCGAUGUUAGAGACGGGGAACGUUUAGAAUCUUCGAAAGAUUCAAGAAUCAGUAUGAGGGAAUCAGAAUCUUCUAGAGAAGUACAAGAAGGUAGAGAUUCAAGGCGUGGCUGGGACGGUAAGCAGGGAAGCGCUCGGAAUGAUGGCGAUGACGUGGAGAGAUUUGAAUGCGCGAAUCGUAAUUCAGCGGGGGAUGGCCGAGAAGGGGACGGUUAUAAAAACCAAGCGCCUAACAACACCAUUAUGAUCCGGGGCUUGGCACAGCACAUCACAGAGAAUGAUAUUCGACAAGAUAUCCUGAGAUGCGGUCUGAUGCCGAAAGAUAUUCGACUCAUAAGAAAGAAAGAUACCGGCGCGUCACGUGGUUUCGCUUUCGUCGAAUUUAGCACUCUUCAGGAAGCCUCGCGGUGGAUGGAAAUGAAGCAGGGGGUGUUGAUGCUUCAGGAACAUUAUAGAGCCGUGAUGCAUUUCAGUAUUCCGAAGGAUUCUCACGUUGAUAGAUCAUCGUUGAAGUCGAGCCAAGAUUGGCAUUGUAUUAAAUGUGGCGCUCAUAACUUUAAGAGAAGGGACGCUUGCUUUAAGUGUCGCGCGUCUCGACAGGAAUCCGAAGGUGGGGAAGGCAGCGGAGAGAUCAGUUUUCAUCCGACAACUACAGUUUUAUUACGAGGGUUGGAUGUUCUGUCUACCGUAGAUUCGGUUUCGCAAGCGGUUAAAUCGGUCUCGGCCGUUCCCGUUCACAGUAUCCGUAUCGGUCGAGAUUCUCUCACGAACACUUCGAGAGGUGUUUGUUAUUUAGAGAUGAACCAUAUUAUGGACGCUAUUUAUAUGCAUAACGCCCUAAUAGCGACACCGCCGAUCGUGGACGGCAGGAAAGUCCUUGUAUCGUAUUGUAAAUCGCAGCGUGACGUGUCUGGCGUUUGUAGUUCAAUGAGUGGCCGUUCAGUGACUGUCGCUGCAGCAGUUAAAGCUGGGAUUGACGUGGGAGUGGCUCAGCUCGGACAUAUCCGCCAUUCCACAAGUGAAGACCUGACUAAAUAUAGUUUAGAAGACGUUCCUCGGCUGGCUGAUUAUUGUGCUUCGUUAUACGCGGUGUCGCCCGCUGAAUAUACCGCGUAUCAACAGUAUUAUCGACAAUAUUACCAAACUCAGAUAUCACAAGGUAGUUCCGUGACGUCACAGACGCAGGCGGAUUGCGUAAAUGCUGCAGCCGCCGUAGCUCAAUCCGCGAUUCAGCAAGUGCAGGCCGCGAAGGAGAUAAAGAAACACGUCGAAGACCCUCACGUACUCAAGCAAGGCGAGAAAUUGUUGUAUGACGCGCUGAAGACGGUGCAGACGAAUUCUUCUCCGGAGAAAGACAAGUGCGCAGACGCGGCUGGCGAAGUUGCGCAGACAGAUGUCGCUAACGUGCCAGAUGUUAGCGCUUACCAGUACGAUGAGACAUCUGGCUAUUAUUACGACCCGCGUACCGGGCUCUAUUACGACGCGAGUUCUCAAUAUUUUUAUAAUCCCCAGACACAACAAUUUUUGUAUUGGGAUUCAGACAAACAAUCUUAUCUUCCCGCUCCGAUAUCAUCAGCUGAUUCUAGCGUCAAUAAAGACGAAGGUAAGAACGUUAAAGAGAAGGAAAGACAAGAAAAAGUCAAAGUAGCUAAGAAAAUAGCGAAGGAUAUGGAACGAUGGGCUAAGACUUUGAAUCAGAAGAAAGAUAUCGCUCGUCAGAAUCUAGCUCUUGAUUCUGCCGUGCAGUCUUCUAGAUCAAUUGGCGCUGCUGAUGCAGGAUACGCGGUUCUCGAGCGGAAGGAACGACCAGUUCUGGAUUUUCAGACUGUCGUUUUUUUUUAGAGGAGGGGAGGGGGGUCCCCAUCGCUGGGUGACGGUGGUAACGCGUGCGGUUUGGUUCCGGCUUACGGUGGCGGUAGCGAGAGUGACGAGGAGAUAGAAGACGUAAUUCAAGAAGACAGACAACAUACAAAUUGGUCGAAACUUGCGUGUUUGUUGUGUAAGAGGCAGUUUCCUACAAAGGAGUCUUUGAUAAGGCAUCAGCAGUUCUCGGAUUUACACAAACAGAAUUUGGAAAAAUGGUAUCGUGUCCGAGGUCUAGAUCCGAAUGACCCUCAACAGAGAAACAAGAAGUAUCGAGAUCGAGCUAAGGAACGACGUCAGAAAUUUGGGGAACCAAAUCAGCAGCAUCCGAAUCAUCUGAAAGAAAAAUAUUUGAAGACAAAAGAAGACGCGGUUUCCGUAUCGUACGAAGAGCCUACAAAGUCAGGGAUCGGAUCGGAUAACGUCGGUAAUAGGUUGUUACAGAAAAUGGGUUGGCAAGAAGGAAUGGGUUUGGGGAAAUCUAACCAAGGAAGAACUUCGGUAAUUCAGACGGAACAUCGCGUAAACACGGCGGGACUCGGUGCUAGAGGAGGGAGUUACGGGGCACUUCCGGGGGAAACUUACAAAGAUUGCGUGAAGAAGAUGAUGUUUGCGCGGUAUCAAGAGCUUACCGAACAGGAACAUGACAGCUGACACUGCUAAAAAAAAAAAAAAAAAAAAAACUGGCUCGAAGUUUGUAAAGUAUACGCAGAUUUUGUUAGGAGAGUUCUAAUGUACUAUGAACGAGAACGUAUGGGUUUUUAUUUUUCUUCUUUAAUUAAUGAAAAACAAUUUACUUUAAAUGAGCUUUAUCCUAAUCUCUUUUUUUAUUUCAUUUCACAGUCGAGUGUAAUUUUUUACUUCGAUAUUUCUGCCAGUUUUCACACACAAAAAAUAAUUACGAUGUGCUUCUGUUAAAUGAAUUUCCAACAGCCUGCGCUUAUAAUCGGCGUUUCGUGUUGUUAUUGUAUUUAUUACAGAUGUUGGGCAGAAUUGUGGGAAAAAAAAUAAUCAUAAAUAUCUUUAUCAGCAUAAAAAAAUAUUUCGUAUUCAUGUAUGUGUUCUGCAUUUGUAACAACCUUUCCUUUUAACAGCCUUUGAAAUCAUAAGUUUAUCUUCCUUAAAACAGUUGAAGACCAAAGGUAAUUAAAUGUACACCCGAUGCAAAAAUAAUAAUAAUAAUAAAUAAAUAAAAAAAAUGGA
Molecule: messenger RNA, 3357 nt
Organism: Zootermopsis nevadensis
Lineage: Eukaryota; Metazoa; Arthropoda; Insecta; Blattodea; Termopsidae
Product: RNA-binding protein 5-like
Biological process (GO): mRNA splicing, via spliceosome
Cellular component (GO): nucleus
Molecular function (GO): RNA binding
Source: RefSeq, a predicted model, not a curated record